ACAAACGAGAAAGACUCAAAAGUCAAAGUCAAAGUCUUCCUCUUUGGAACAUCCGAUGCCAUCAUCCAUUGAAGACAUCAAAUACAUCACCAAUUCUAAUGUUUCUUCUCCACUCUUCAACCACCACCAUCACCACCACCACCACCACCACUUCCUGCAAAUAUGUCGACACCUGCAGAAUAUUACAAUUCUUUACCUCCGGUGAGCAAGACAUAUGGAGUUGCCUGUUUAAUGACAACAGCUGCCUAUUAUCUGGGUCUUUACGAUGCCUGGAUCAUAGCACUUUCUUAUGAGGAUGUAAUUAAACGCUUUCAGAUUUGGAGGCUUAUUACCAAUUUCUUCUUCCUGGGGCCAUUUUCGUUUCCUUUUGCAUUUCGUCUCAUAAUCAUAGCAAAAUAUGGGGUUUCAUUAGAGAGAGGAACUUUUGACAAGAGAACUGCUGAUUUUGUAUGGAUGUUCUUCUUUGGAGCCCUUUCACUUCUGGUGAUGGCUGCCAUUCCAAUGCUUUGGUCUCCUUUCAUGGGAAUUUCCUUAGUUUUUAUGAUUGUAUAUGUCUGGAGCCGCGAGUUCCCAAAUGCCCAGAUCAAUAUCUAUGGUCUCGUGUCACUUAAGGGAUUUUAUCUUCCAUGGGCAAUGCUAGCACUGGAUCUGAUUUUUGGAGAUCCAUUGAUGCCUGACAUUCUUGGUAUGGUAGCUGGACAUCUUUAUUACUUCCUAACAGUGCUUCAUCCUCUUUCUGGUGGCAAAUUCACGUUGAAGACCCCUUAUUGGGUUCACAAACUGGUGGCUUUCUGGGGCAGAGGGACACAAGUAAAUGCGCCUGUGCAGAGUGAUCCGCAUGCUGGAGUUGCUUUCCGGGGAAGAAGCUUCCGUCUGAAUGGCACCAGAACUAAUCCUAGAAACGAACCACAACAAGCAACCAAUUCAUCAGAACAGCAGGCUACUAAUAAUUCUUCCGGCGGUGUCGCUUUUCGUGGAAGAAGCUAUCGUGUUGGUGGACAAUAGAUCAAAGCAUACGUUUCUGUUUUAAGUCGGUAUCUGCUUGCAGUUCUAUAAAAAAUGUAGUAUUUGCUUGCUGAAUCAAACAAUUAGUUUACUAUUAUCUCAAGUGAUAAGCAUAUAAUUUUCAUGGGAAUUAUGAAGAAGAAAAAAAGAGAGGAGCAGACUUAAUUAAAAGAAAAAUGGUAGUCCUACUCUCUUAACUGUGCUAGAAUAAUCUUAUGCUAAGCUGCUAAAGUCAACAAUAUAACACAAUCCUUGUCGUCUGUAAUCACAUGCACAAAAAAUAAAAAUAAAAACUUGAUGGUUGAUUAUUGUCCUUCAA
Molecule: messenger RNA, 1324 nt
Organism: Mercurialis annua (annual mercury)
Lineage: Eukaryota; Viridiplantae; Streptophyta; Magnoliopsida; Malpighiales; Euphorbiaceae
Product: derlin-1.1-like
Exons: 7
Coding region: 163-1005 (280 amino acids)
Biological process (GO): endoplasmic reticulum unfolded protein response
Cellular component (GO): Hrd1p ubiquitin ligase ERAD-L complex; endoplasmic reticulum membrane
Molecular function (GO): ubiquitin-specific protease binding; misfolded protein binding
Source: RefSeq, a predicted model, not a curated record